Molecule: messenger RNA, 6351 nt
Organism: Leptosomus discolor (cuckoo roller)
Lineage: Eukaryota; Metazoa; Chordata; Aves; Leptosomiformes; Leptosomidae
Source: RefSeq, a predicted model, not a curated record
AUGACCUGUUAUCCCAGCUCCACGGCACUGUACUGCCCUGACAGAGUGGACAUUGCAUUGAACCAAAUCAAUAUCGACAGCAUGCAGGCUCUGCUUCACUGCCCCAAUGUGCUAGUGUGUGUCGGCCGGGAGCCAUUUAAACCUGUAUCGAUGGAGAAUUUGAGGAAACACUCGGUGGAGAAGCUGCCUGACCUGGCUCCCCGUUCCAACGGCAACAAUGUCAAUGAAAACAAUGAAAUGAACUUUGGACUGAAAGCCAAAAAAAGUGUUAUUCAUCCACGGUCAGCAUCAAGCAAUAGGUCAAUGAGAUUUUCUUUGUCAUCAGAAAAGUCGUAUCCUAAUGGUCUCGCUACCUCACCGGAUAAUGGUGCACCUUUCUCAAACAGUUUCUCACAUUCAAAACCUGGGGACCUGGUCCAUUCCUUGGUCAAUGAUGACAUAGAAAAACGGGUACACGUGAACAAAGAUGGUAGCCUGUCUGUUGAGAUGAAAGUCCGCUUCCGCUUGCUAAAUGAUGAGACUUUGCAGUGGUCCACCCAGAUCAAAAAGUCCAAUCUGAUGAACCAGAUGCCUUGUGAAGAGUCAGGUGUAGAGGAGGACACUGGAGUAGACCCCAUACAGAAAAUGAACCCAGAAGCCAGCUCAGAGGCAGAUGAAUCAUUAUAUCCCUGUGACAUUGAUUCUUACAUGUCAAAACUUGAGGAAUCAGAAUACGAUGAGGCACAUUGUCAUAGCUGUGGAAAGAAACACCAGAACUAUGACAUUUGGAAAAACCCCAUGCACACAUCCCAGAGGGAAGAGCCCAGUGUACGAAGCACCUGGCACACACGGUCAUCAUGCUCCAGCACAUCUUCCCGGAGGAGAGUAGUCCACAAAAAAAUGGCUUCUGUGGAUAGCCUCCACACCACAUCCAGUGAGGAAUUCUCUGAGCACAUUGUACAAGAGUCCUCAUCCUACUCAGAGACUAUAGAGAACAGAGUGGCAUAUAGAUCCAUUAAAAAAUGUAUGUGUCGAAGUGAUUUGUCUACAGGUGCUUCCAAUGGAGAAGACCAUCAAGAAUACACUCGGACAAGCACAAGCAAUAGUCAGAGACCUUCAUCGUUGGACUUAAUGUCACAUUCAAGCUGUGAAAACAACCUGGAUACUAAAGAGGCCCCUGAAGAACAUGAGGCCAGCAAAACCAAUUCACAAAAUGAAGAUGAAAAUAGUUUUGAAGUUUCCUCUGUGAAGUGCUUAAAGGAUGAUGUGGAAGAGGUUGGAAGUAGCAGAGUCGGGAGUGUCAUGUCAAGGUCAUCUCUGCAGUCCAGACAGAGCAAGAAGAAUGUGUGUGAGGAAACAAGUAGCGUGGGUAGAAGCAUGUCCUCCUCAAGCCUCCAGAAGGCAAGGCAAGAAGAUAAUACUAGGUGCUCCACUCCUGCCAACAGUGUGCACAGCAAGUCUAGUAACUGUACCACACCAAGAGCAAAGAGUGAACAGGAUGACCACUCUGAUGACAAUGUAGUGGUCUCCUCCUUCUCCAGUGAGUCCUACCCUAAGAAAGAGGCUGAAGACGUUGAAGCAGAACAAGAAGAAAACGAAAGCAAUGAAGUCAGCUCAGUGUCAGCAAAAACAAAGCCCAGCCAAUCAAUUAGAGAUGAGAGCAGUGAAGGUGAACGAUGCUCUACACUAGGAACCCCCCCUUCCAGAGCUAGUGACAGGAACAGCAAGAGAAGUGACAGUGAUGAGAUCAUUCUGUGCAAUGCCUCCUGCUCUUCCAGAGGAUCCAAAAAGAGCAAACACAGACAUACUCAUUUGGAUGCACAGUCUGAAAUGUCUGUGUCUUCACUUGAAUCCACUUCAAAUAAAAAGAAUUCCCUACAUGCAGAUGAUCUGAGAUCAAGCAGCAGGACAUCUAAUUACUCCAAAAGCUCAUGCGAAAUUAAAAAAAAAUCUAUCAGAGACCCCACAUCUCAUAAUUCAGAAUCUUCUCUGCACUCGAACAUUUCAUCUACUAGUGAAGCAGAGGCAAUUACAGGUUUUACUGAGGAAAAAAGCUUGAAAAGUACCACCAAUGGCUACAGUGAAUCCUCAAAAGGCUCAAAAAAGAGAAGCCAUAGAGAAGAAAGUAGCAAGCCAUCAUCCCUCUGCUCAAGUGUUUCAAGCCCUAAUGGAAAAGCUGGAGAGGGUCAUUCCAAGAUUAAUUCAGAGACCACUUCUUCAAGACAGGGAAGUAUGAGUGAGAGUGUGUGUUCAAAAGGUGACCAUUCUCGAGAGGGUCAUUACAAGAUUAAUUCAGAGGCCCUUUCUUCAAGACAGGGAAGUAUGAGUGAGAGUGUGUGUUCAAAAGGUGACCAUUCUCGAGAGGGUCAUUACAAGAUUAAUUCAGAGGCCCUUUCUUCAAGACAGGGAAGUAUGAGUGAGAGUGUGUGUUCAAAAGGUGACCAUUCUCGAGAGGGUCAUUACAAGAUUAAUUCAGAGGCCCUUUCUUCAAGACAGGGAAGUAUGAGUGAGAGUGUGUGUUCAAAAGGUGACCAUUCUCGAGAGGGUCAUUACAAGAUUAAUUCAGAGGCCCUUUCUUCAAGACAGGGAAGUAUGAGUGAGAGUGUGUGUUCAAAAGGUGACCAUUCUCGAGAGGGUCAUUACAAGAUUAAUUCAGAGGCCCUUUCUUCAAGACAGGGAAGUAUGAGUGAGAGUGUGUGUUCAAAAGGUGACCACUCAACUCAGACUGGGAUUAGAAAUGGAACUUCUGCAAGUGUCUCUUCAAGGGUCUCUUCAAAGUCGGAAAUAAAAGAUAAAUGCUUGUUGACACAGAUAUCCCAGGAAAGUAAUGACAGGUAUUCACAAUCAGGCAUAUCUCAGUCUUCAAAAUCAAGGCAGAUAAAAACGAGAAAUCUUCAUGUGAAGAUGUCGAACUCCAGCCGAGCAUCAUUGUCUGGGACUUUGUCAGUAUGUAGUACACGUUGUCCUGCCCCACCAAAAGGGAAGCCAAAGAACAAAAAAAUACGUUCAACUAUGUUGAAGAAUUCCUCCAUUAGCAGUAUAGGUACUGAGUCAGUGCUGACCACAGGAAAAGAGCAGAAAGAAAUUGUAGAUUCCUCCAAAGCGACUUCCUCUGGGUCUAAAUCAGCUGCAAGCAAAAUAAAUGAUAAGAAGAAUGAAGAGAUUGAUGAUUCUUGCAACAGAAAAGUUGAGGAAGGGUCAGAAGGCACGGGCAUGCAGCAGGAAGGGAGUGAUUUAACGCCAUCGACUCUACCAAAUACAUCUCCCGAAGAAGUUGUGCAAGAAUGGCUAAGUAAAAUCCCUUCAGAAACACUGCUUAUGAAAUAUGAAAUGGAGGAUGAUGUAGAAGAGGAAUGCGUAGAGGCAACCACUACGGUAUCACAUUGUACAAAUGCUGAGGAAAUCUCAGAUGAUGAAAAAGCUGAGAAAAAAAAUGUGGAGGAGGCUGAAAAUGAGGCAAAGGAUGAAGUGGGAAAAGAGACAGGAGAAGGCACUGCUGUUGAUGAAGAGGGUGAAGAAUACGUGAAUCAAGAACCAAUCUCUGAGGUUGUGUCCGAAGCUGCCAAAGCCGACCAGGCAGAAUGCAGCCAGUCAGUUACAUCCAGCCAAAAUAACAGAAGAGACCUGCCAACCUCUGUCCAGACUUCUGUCCAGAUCAUGAAGGCCUUACUCAGUUCAAAACAUGAAACUAAAUUUGACCGAUCGAACAGUUUGCCUGAAGUAUCCCCCACUAUGGGGAGAAAACUGAGUAACUCUGCCAACAUUUUGAUUACUUGUCUUGCCAGUCUCCAGCUCCUUGAUGAAGAGCCAGAUGAUCCAUCAGAUAAACCAAAAUGUUUGAAUAAGCCAAGGUAUAUGGAGCUGCUGAAUAUUUUUCAAGCCCUGUGGUUUGGAUGUACAACUGAAAAAAGUGGUCCAAGUUCAGGUCAAGAGGCAAGUGAGCAGGCAAAGACAGCCUCUGGGUUUAAAGCCCGAAAAUCUGUAGAUUAUGACUUCACUCCCAUGUCCUCCUCUGGGGUUGAUGUUAGCAGUGGUUCUGGUGGCUCAGGAGAAGAGAGUACAGCUGGUACCAGGGACUGCACUUUAAUGGCACAGAAAACUGCUGAAUUCAAAUCAGCUGGACAAGUGGAAAAUGGAGAGACUGGCACUGAACUGACUGAAGUUGAGGAGCAAAGUAAAGAGGAAGAGCAGUCAUCCCAACCUUUGACGGCCUGCUCAAAAUCAAAAAGUGAGGAAAAAUCACAGUCUACUAGAGAGGACUCUCUAAUUCAGGAGACAGAAGAGAAUAAGGAGGAUCAGCACAGUAAUGGUGAAAAUGCUCAGGAGGAAGGGGAAGAAAAUGAAAACAAAGAAACCAGCAAAUUAACAGAAAACGGAGAACAAGAAGAUGAAACUGUGAAUGAUGAACUCCCAAAAGAAAAUCUUGAAGAGGAAGCUGAUCAGCUAGCCACUACUGAUGAUACAAAUGCCAGUGAUGCUGAUUGUGGGACAGAACUGAAAGCUGAUUUGGAAAAGCAGCUUGAAAAAGAGUCUCCAAAUGACCCAGAGCCCCAAGUCGAUACAGCCACCAGUGUGGGUACAUCCCUUGUCCAGCAAAACUCAAUGGAUCCAGACCCAAUCUGGGUCCUGAAACUGCUCAAGAAAAUCGAGAAGGAGUUCAUGGCUCACUACGUCAGCGCCAUGAAUGAGUUCAAAAUCAGAUGGAACCUGCAGAACAACCAGCAGAUGGAUGAAAUGAUACUGGAGCUAAAGGAGGAAGUGAGUAAAAGGAUACAAAAAAGUAUAGAGAAGGAGCUGAGGAAGAUCAAAGCCAGAGCAGGGAAGAAGAUUCUGAGACCUCCAGAUGAACCACUCAAGCGUGAGUCAACACUCCAAACUGAGCAGAGGAGACGGCGAUUGCAAACCAUGCAUAAGAAGUCUCUCUUUAGUGACAAGAAUGGAACCCAAACUAGGCUCGAGGAUACAUCAGACUUAUCAUUUAAUGUAGAUGAAGAUAUAGCAUUUAGUGCAGCUUUUGAGGCCAGUAUUAGCAAACAAACAAGUGAGGAGGAAUACUGCCCAUGUGACUCUUGUGUGAGGAAAAAAAUGGCUUCCAAGCCCACAAGAAACCCAGUGGUGCCCACCAAUGCCCCAGUCAUGAAAGCAUUUGAUCUACAACAAAUCCUGAGGUUCAAGAAAAAUGAUGAGGAAGCCUGUACCUCAGAAGCAGCCCAGGACAUCAAAACAGUUCCCAGCAGUUCUAUGGAGGAAGCAGCAGAAAAUGGCAAUCCAAACGAGGAGAAUGAUGAGGGUGAAGUCCAGCCAAGUGAACCGGAAAUGGAGGGCGAUGAAGAAAAGGGGACAGAAAUAGAUGAAAUGGGCAGCUCAACAUUGAAUGGGGGAGAAACAAAAGAGGAAGAGGAAGACAUGAAAGAGGAGGAAGAAGUGAAAGAGAAGGAAGAGGAAGCAGAGGAGGAAGAAGAAGAAACAAAAGAGGAGGAGGAAGCAAAGGAGGAAGAGGAAGAAACAAAAGAGGAGGAAGAAUCAAAUGAAGAUAAGGAGGAAGAAAACAGGGAAGAUGAUGAAGAAGAAGAAACUCAAAAUGAAGAGCAGGAAGCUGAAGAGAAGUCCAAAACUGAAUAUGAAGCUGACGAUGAAGGUGAAGAAGCAGAGGAGCCUGUGGAUGAGGACAUAGGGGCUGAUGAUGAGGAAGAGGCAUCUGAAUGCAGAGGAGAUGCUGAUGGCUCUGGAGCUGACAACAACCCUGAAGGAGGUGCUGCAGAAGGAAGUGAAGGAGAUGAGCAGGAUGAAGCAGAGGCAGUGGAAGAUGCACAACCAGAGUCAGAAGAUCAGGCAUGUUCAGCUGAGGAGGAAAACAACAGUGAAGGAGGUGACAAAUAUGAUGAGAAUGAUGAGGAACCUACCAGUGGUGACCCUGACAAGGCACAUAAAAAACACAAAGACAAAAGCAGUAACAAGAUUUCUGAGAAAGCCUUAGAGGUCAAUGGCAAAAAAAACAGCAAAAGGCUAGAGACUCUGAACAAAGCAGCUGCCUUUUCUUGUUAUUCUUCUGUGGGAAACUUCUCACAGCAGUCCCAGAAGGGGUCUGACGAUGAAGGGGAAGAGGAAUGCAAAGAUGACAAUAACCCCAUAAGUGACCCUCCCAAUGGAGAGGUUCAAACUGAUGAGAGCAGCAAACCCUCACAGAUGUAUCCUGACAGUGAGGAAGAAGAAGAAGACAAAGCAUCUUCAUGCACUGAUCCUUCGGGAGAUGAGGACCAGGCAGAUGCUGAAGGUGUACAUCCAAAGGAGACUGAACAUACUGAUGAAAUUGAGGCUUCUAAAAAGAAAGAAGACUCUGAUAAGAUUGACCAGGAUGACCUGGACUUCUAA